GUCUUCCAACCAUCUUUUGAUUCUUCUUUGACUAAAUAAUCCAAGCAAUUAUAGCCUAAUAAAUUUCUAUCUCUCCAAGCUCAGCCGCCUUUAUUCAGGGCUGGUUUUCUCACUCCAAUUAUUCUUAACCAUUAAAUUAUACGCUCUUGGAGCACUGGUGUAAACCCUUUGAACGCGGGGUUUACUUGUUUUAGUGGUUUCCCGGUCUGGAUAGCCUCAAUUUAUGGGGUUUUUUUGUUUAUUUAAUGAAUUGAGUAUGAAAGAAUCUUGUUUAUGAUGGGUGGUGCUCUGCAAUAUGGGUAGAGAAGUACCACAGAGAGUUUUUAUAAUGGGUUUUUGAAUAUUGGACUGUUGGGUUUAGCUGUUGUCUCAGAUGGGUUUGUCUCAUUUUUGGAUUUGGUAAAUUGGGCACCUAAGGAUUUAGUCUGAUUCUGAGGUUUUGGCACUUGAAUUCUUGGAGUUUAGAUUUAUAGUUCUUGAAAGUUUCAUUAAUGGGGCUUCGGAGUCUAUGAUGGAAUUUAACUGAUUUGGGGAAUUGAAGUUAGUUGUCUUGUGCUCUUUUAGCUCUUUUUGUAUCUGGGUUUGUUCCAUUUGUCAACUAGGUUUUGAUUCACCCGGGAUUGUGGAAAUUGAGCAUGCCUAAUUAGAGCAUUUUCUGUCAUUGAACUUGGAAUAUUUUUCCAUCUGGGCUUAUCUGCUUUCAGGUUGGUGAAUUGGUGCCUGUGGGUUGCUUAUCAUAUUGUUAUGUACUGUUUGUCUAGUUAUUAUUGGCUGCGGUCUACAGAAUAGCAAUGACUCCAUUAUGCUUUGGUUCUGAAAGAAGAAAUUGGUGUAUGAUAGUUCAUUAAGAAUGGCAGCCAUUGUGUUGUUUCUGUUUUUGGUGGUGCAAUUGCCAAGAGGGUUCGCCUCUGGGUUCUUGAUACACUCAAAGGCUCGUGGAAAUUAUCGCAUCAGCUAUUCAAGUGAUUCUAGUCAUGAAUGGUUUUACAUAAAUGGGAAAUUGGUAGACAAAGAUUUGUUCUGUCAAGCCCUGAAAUUGCUUCAUGUGAAUCAUUGCUUAUAUACAGGAAAUGUCAUAUAUAAACGCUGUGGAUCGGAUCAUUCAUUAGAUGAGUUGGGUCUGGAGGCAGGAAGACGGUUUUUGCGGGAGGUGGUUAGAGAAGAAUAUACAGGACAUGGUUUUGGUCAGAGAAUCCAGGCGAGUAAAGAAAAAGAUGGUCACACAUCUCUCUUAACCCCAAAAAGGUUGGCCAUGGCUGUCCCUGGAAUUUUCGGUCUCUGUUGUUGUUUACUUUGCCCUUGCUUCCGCACCAGAAGGAAAGAAACUACCAAUGCUGUUCUUGCGAGGGACCCUAUUUCAAUGGAUUCAGUUUCCUCUUUGGAAAUCAACUCCGUUCCUGAAAAGAUUCCUGCCAGUCCAUUGCGAGUGCCACCUAGUCCCUCUCGAUUUUCCAUGUCACCACAACUUAAUAGAGUUGGAUCAGUUCAUCUCAAUAUGAAUCAGGUUACUAGAGCUACCCAAAAUUUCUCACCAUCACUGAAGUUAGGUGAAGGAGGGUUUGGAACUGUCUACAAGGCCCAGCUACAAGAUGGACAGGUUGUUGCCAUAAAACGAGCAAAGAAGGAACACUUUGAAGCUCUACGAACUGAAUUCAGAAGUGAGAUUGAACUUCUGGCAAAAAUUGAACAUCGAAAUCUAGUGAAGCUACUUGGCUAUAUUGAUAAAGGAAAUGAGCGCCUUCUCAUCACAGAGUAUGUACCAAAUGGUACUCUUAGAGAGCAUCUUGAUGGUCUGCGGGGCAAAAUCCUGGAUUUUAAACAACGACUGGAAAUCUGCAUUGAUGUUGCUCACGGCCUAACGUAUCUCCAUCUAUAUGCAGGUGAUGACACACUCUAUUAA
This is a messenger RNA of Ilex paraguariensis (yerba mate), 1900 nucleotides long. The record is from the annotation of a GenBank genome assembly. Lineage: Eukaryota; Viridiplantae; Streptophyta; Magnoliopsida; Aquifoliales; Aquifoliaceae.